Molecule: messenger RNA, 1098 nt
Organism: Morchella sextelata
Lineage: Eukaryota; Fungi; Ascomycota; Pezizomycetes; Pezizales; Morchellaceae
Exons: 3
Coding region: 1-1098 (365 amino acids)
Biological process (GO): endoplasmic reticulum unfolded protein response; protein deubiquitination
Cellular component (GO): nucleus; cytosol
Molecular function (GO): cysteine-type deubiquitinase activity
Source: RefSeq, a predicted model, not a curated record
AUGCGCAUCAAGAUUCGCUCACCGACAGGAACGCAGGUCCUCAACCUCUCACCAGAAGCAACAGUCUCGUCUCUCUUAUCAGAAAUCAGAUCGAAAUGUUCCAUCUCAGGAGAUAUGGAGAUAAAAUAUGGGUAUCCGCCUAAGAUUCUUCAACUGAACGAAUACUCCUCAUCUUCCCUAUUAGAAGAGCUACCAGUAAAGCUCGAAGGCGAGCAAUUAAUCAUUUCGGAAAGCGGCGGGGGAGCUCUUCGUGGAAGUGGUUCAGGCGUAGUGAAGAAGAGCGAGGCUACCACAAUUGAAACAGAAAAGGCUGGGGUCUACGUGCCACCGUCAUCAACAGUACCAAAAUCAAAUGCUCCAUUCUCCUUUGCAGGUCAAGGCUCUGCAGCUCUGAAUUCUUCCACAAACUCAAAGCCACUGAGUCUCUCGCGCUCUUUGAAACCCAAAAUCAACAAGGAUGACCCUCCGGAUGUACCACUCAAGAAUGGGCGCGGAACUGUUAUGCUAAGAGUUAUGGAAGAUGAUAACUCCUGUCUCUUUAGAGCGAUAAGUUAUGUUAUGACGAACUCCAUGUACUCGGUCGAAGAGCUGCGACAACUUGUAGCAAGCACCAUCCAGGAAGAUCAUGAGACCUACUCCGAGGCAGUCCUUGAGCAGAAGAGGGACGCUUAUUGUGAGUGGAUUACUAUGGAUAGCUCUUGGGGAGGUGGAAUCGAGUUAGGAAUUUUUGCAAACUUUUUUGACAUGGAGAUAUGCACAAUUGAUGUUUCUACAAAUGACAUGAUCCGGUUUAAUGAAGGAAAAUCGAAGAGAGCAUUUGUGGUUUAUUCCGGAAUUCAUUACGACGCUCUAGUGCUUUCACCGGCCGGGUCAUCGAAGCACGACUCGAGCAACGAUAUACGAAUAUUUGACUCGAAUGAUGAUGAGAUGAUUGAAGGUGCACUGGAAUUGUGUAGGGAGCUUAGGAAGAGAAAAUAUUUUACCGAUACCAAGAAUUUCGCAAUUAAAUGCAAUAUCUGCGGUAUUGGUUUGAAGGGAGAGAAGUCAGCUGUGGAGCACGCAACUAAAACCGGGCAUUCGGAUUUUGGGGAAUUUUAG